Molecule: messenger RNA, 1242 nt
Organism: Zingiber officinale
Lineage: Eukaryota; Viridiplantae; Streptophyta; Magnoliopsida; Zingiberales; Zingiberaceae
Product: aquaporin NIP1-1-like
Exons: 4
Coding region: 103-1038 (311 amino acids)
Biological process (GO): transmembrane transport
Cellular component (GO): membrane
Molecular function (GO): channel activity
Source: RefSeq, a predicted model, not a curated record
CUUGCAACUUGGAGCAGUUCUUACAACUCUCUCUCUCUCUCUCUCUCUCUCUCACUUCUUCACCUGAAGCUUUUGGCGAGAGGAAGAAGAGACAGAAAAAAAAUGGCCAGGGAAGGGGAGAAUGGUGCAAGGCAAGAGAGGUACAUGGAAGAGGGAGGUGGCGUUAAUGGGAGAGAUGAGAGUGCUAUUCCUGAGCACGGAUAUGGCAGCUCCCCUGACACUGACAGAGGCUGUGGCCUCUCCUUGUCUGUUCCCUUCUUGCAGAAGGUGAUUGCUGAAAUUUUCGCAACCUACUUCCUCAUAUUCGCGGGCUGUGCUUCGGUCACCGUUAACCUGAGCAAGGGAAUGAUCACCUUCCCUGGCAUAUGUGUCGUGUGGGGACUUGCCGUCAUGGUCAUGGUCUACUCUGUUGGUCACAUCUCCGGUGCCCACCUGAAUCCUGCCGUCACCAUUGCCUUUGCUACAUGCAGGAGGUUCCCAUGGAAACAGGUCUCCUACUUUAAACACACCCCAUCUUCAUGUUCAAGUAUCUUACUUUCUUCUAUCAUUGAAUCAAUUCAGGUGCCGGCUUUUGUAGUAGCUCAGCUUCUGGGGGCAACCCUUGCGAGUGGAACGCUGCGUCUGAUGUUCGGGGGGCGGCACGAACACUUCCCGGGUACAAUACCGACAGGCUCUGACAUGCAAUCUCUUGUGCUCGAGUUCAUCAUCUCAUUCUACCUGAUGUUUGUCAUCUCUGGAGUGGCAACCGACAACAGAGCUAUUGGAGAAUUGGCAGGUCUUGCAGUUGGUGCUACAAUAUUAUUAAAUGUUCUCAUUGCCGGUCCUAUAUCGGGUGCAUCGAUGAAUCCCGCGAGGACCAUUGGGCCAGCGAUCGUGGCAAACCGGUGGACAGGGAUCUGGGUCUACAUCGUUGGACCAGUUUGUGGAACUAUAGCCGGGGCAUGGGCUUAUAAUCUCAUCCGCUUCACCAACAAGCCACUUCGCGAGAUCACUAAGAGUGGGUCUUUCCUCAAGAGCUCAAGGAACAACUCCACUUGAUCCGACUUGCCAAGAGAAACAUAAAUAGCUAUUCUAUCCGUGUGCUUCCUAGUGUCAAAUAGAUAUGAAGUAUGAAUAGAGUAAUUAGUGAAGUAUGUUGAUCCCCCUAAGUAACAAUUCUCCUUAGGUUUUUGAGAAUGAAUGUGAUUAAAAUUCUAAUGCUUACACUCUUAAUGAGUUCAGUGGAGAAUUUUAUUGUUAAAA